GGUUCAAAACCGCUGUUUUUGGCGCAGAACAUCAGCAUGUCGGUGGAAGGAGACUACACCUACCUCCGCAUCAACUUCUACUGCCCCGGCAGCGCCUUGGGCCGCAACGAAGGCAACAUCUUCCCCAACCCCGAGGCCACCUUCGUCAAGGAGAUAACCUACCGGGCGUCCAACAUGAAGACGCCGGGCGAGCAGACGGUGCCGGCGCUCAACCUGCAGAACGCCUUCCGCAUCAUCAAGGAGGUCCAGAAGCGCUACAAGACGCGGGAGGCCGAGGAGAAGGAGAAGGAGGGGAUAGUGAAGCAGGACUCGUUGGUCAUCAACCUCAACCGGAGCAACCCCAAGCUGAAGGACCUCUACAUCCGGCCCAACAUCGCGCAGAAGAGGAUGCAGGGCUCGCUGGAGGCCCACGUCAACGGUUUCCGCUUCACCUCGGUGCGCGGCGACAAGGUGGACAUCCUCUACAACAACAUCAAGCACGCCGUCUUCCAGCCCUGCGACGGCGAGAUGAUCAUCGUGCUCCACUUCCACCUCAAGAACGCCAUCAUGUUCGGGAAGAAGCGCCACACGGACGUCCAGUUCUACACGGAGGUGGGCGAGAUCACCACCGACCUGGGCAAGCACCAGCACAUGCACGACCGAGACGACCUCUACGCCGAGCAGGUGGGGUCUUGGGGGUCCUCAGGGUGGUCUUUUGGGGUCCUCGGUGGUGGUUUGGGGUCUCGGG
Messenger RNA from Oxyura jamaicensis (ruddy duck), 727 nucleotides. RefSeq names its product FACT complex subunit SPT16-like. Gene Ontology annotation, biological process: positive regulation of transcription elongation by RNA polymerase II; transcription elongation by RNA polymerase II. The record is from RefSeq and is a predicted model, not a curated record. Gene Ontology annotation, molecular function: nucleosome binding. NCBI's taxonomy places the organism in Eukaryota, Metazoa, Chordata, Aves, Anseriformes, Anatidae. Gene Ontology annotation, cellular component: FACT complex. The annotation marks the transcript as partial. The transcript has 5 exons.